AAAAAUAGUAAACUUAAAUAAUAAUUUGUCAUACUACGAUUGGUGGUUUAAAUCCCUAUGUGGACGCUCUCGAUGGGUUAUAGCCUCAAAUUUUAUAUAGUAUAAAAUUAACCAAACAAAUCAUUUUCUGUCUAACCUUUUUUUUGCUUUCUUUCUUAUCUACCAGUUUAACCUCUAGAAAAUUCUUAAUCAACUUGUAUAAAAGUGUAAUAACCUUCCAAAAUACUAUUUUUUUGUAAAAUUAUUGAACAAAAGGAUUCGGUGGUCGGUCUCAUCUGUCAAAGGGGGAUAUGUCAACGUAGGCAAAUAGAUAAUUGGCGGUGGUCUGUCUGUCGAUCUGUGAUUUCUGCAAAAACAAGUGACAAAACUUUAUUGACAUUUCACACGGAUCUAAGAAGACUACGCGCCUAAUAGUUUUUAAUUUUAAUUUUAAUUUUGUGUCGUCUUAGUUUUCUGUUGUUGAUUUCAGCCGUUGUGCUUUUGCCAUCGAAAUCUGAAGCGAUUACGCCCUCAAUCGUUGAUCCGAGGAAGAUAGUUUCCAGGGAAUUUUGAUAUCUCUAUAUUCCUCUCAUCGUAGUAGAAUGAGUUACCGGGUCCCCAUCCUCCUCUGUGCGAUAGCUGGGUCAUGCUUACCUUCCGGCUUCGCUUCCUCCGUUGACGUUUGCGAUCAUCAUGAUGAAUUCGAGGUCUUCCGAUGCGGAAUCGAGAAUAAAUGUCAUCACUCUCUUUAUCCCAGACCGGUGGAUGGAGACUUGCUAGACAAUUCAAACCAUGUAAAUGCUUAUACUUCCAUACUAUUUUAUACCUCCAGGUGCCCGUUUUCACGUGCAGUUCGCCCCAAGUUUGAUGUUCUGAGCUCAAUGUUCCCCCACAUAAGGCACCUGGUUGUUGAGCAAUCUCAGGCUUUACCAUCUGUCUUUUCUAGGUAUGGUAUCCAUAGCUUGCCUUCAAUCCUCAUGGUGAAUCAAACAUUCAGGAUCCGAUACCAUGGACAGAAGGAUCUUACAUCCUUUAUUCAGUUUUACGAACUAACAACAGGUCUUAAACCUGUCCAGUAUGUGGAUGAAGGUGAACCAACGAGCUAUGACACCCAUGGUAAUCUGAUCACAUGGCUACACAGCGGGUCAUCUAUCAAGGAAAUAACUGAAAGAGAUCCAUAUUUGGUACUUGCACUGAUGUUUCUGUCUUUGAAACUGGCAAUUUUGAUCUUCCCCAUCAUGGGAGCGCGCUUGCAAACGUUGUGGGCAUCUUAUGCUCCGCAUCUGAGCUUGGGAAUACUCGGUGAAACUAGCCAGCUGUUUGGCCGUGCCAUGCACAUGAUCGAUGUGAGGAGGCUUUGGAUUAAACUGAGACUAGCGAAAACCAGGAACUUCCAAGAGAGAGCAAAGAACGCACUUGCAUCGGUCUCGCUAGGAAAAUCUACUUCACAAUCUGGGUGAUUCAGAGAUCCUUCAUCAUCGCCGAGCUUAGUUAGAUUACUUUACUUUUGGUCGACAUGUGUUAACUUUGGAGUUCCUAUCUCUGUAUGUAAAUCAUAUUUUUGCUUAUUUGUGAAUAUUGUCUUCGUUUCUUGAAUAUUCUUGUCUGUGUCUUUUUUUGUUUUGCUUGUAUUGAUUUCUCAACGGUUUGGUUUAAUUGGUGCUAGAGGUGGACACCUGGGUCGAAUAUGUGAAAGAAACGUGUCGUCUUUGUGGAUCACUCUGGUUCACACAUGUAGAAGUUUCGCUUUCCUGUCAUUUUUGCGUAUGUUUAUGAUAGUUGAAUAUCUCUGUUUAGAUCUUUCCACUUAGGAAUCUUAAGCUGCGAAGCUUAUUCCAAUGUGAUUUGAUCCUCUUAAUCAACAAUAAAAUUUGAAUCUAUUUUUUGUUAUGAUGGUUUAAGAUAGGGCUAGGCAAUCGGAGUCCUAACCAGUUCGAGUUUAUUAGGGUUUCAAGUUUUUGGAUUCAUCAAACUUGAUUGUCAGAUGUAAAGUGACUUAGAUAAAGCCUAAAUCAAGGGAGCAAUUUCAUGAUUGUCACAUGUUUAUAAAGUAGGCAACAAAAAGUAGACAAAGAGGUGAAGCAAAAAGUAAAACAAAGCAUAAACUGAAGUUGGCAAAAGCUAAACGUUGGGAAUAAUGUUUUGUAGAUUUAUAGUCUGAUUUUUCAUCUUGGCAUUUUUGUUAUGAGUUUAUAGAUAUUACAAAAUUUCCAAAAAAAAGAUGAAGUAAAUUUAUCUUUUCCAAUAAUGAAGUUUAUAUUUCACACUUGUUGAUUCAUUUUCUGGUUUGCUCACGUUUUUAUACCAUCUCUUAUUUAUUUACUAGGAGAUGUCUGCGCAUAAUAUUAUUUUAUUGUUGUUAAGUAUGAUAUUUUUGAAUGAUGUAAUUAUAUGGUCAUUAUUUAUUUGUGAAGAGCAUGAUUUAGUACUUUAUUGUGUGAUGUAGUAUUAAGUUAUAGGUUAAUAUAUUAUGUGUUUGUAUUUUCAAUAACGUGUUGUUGUGUGUAUAGUAGUAUGUUAGUGGUGAAAUGAGCUUCUAAUGUAAAGCAUCUUGAAUUUCAAUAAAUUUUCAUUUAAGCAUUUAUUGAUUCUAACAUUAACGGUUUAAGCGUCAACAUUGUAUUUAAUAUUUUCACAUUUUUGAACACUAUUCUUUUUGUUAACAACGUCGAACAUUAUUCUCCUAAGACGUUUUUUCCUUCUCCGCAUAUUUUGACUUGAGCCAUCACCAUCUAUUUAUUUCGUUUACAUUUCCAGUGUGCGGUGUUUCUUACCAUCACUGGAAAAAGACUCACAUUCGUUUCUCUUGUUUUUCCUCGUCUUUUUCUCUUGUGAGAUUAUCUAAUAUUUGUUGUAGAUCAGGUUUAUGAGUUCCCAGUUGUGCGGUUGUUUCUCAUGAUGUUGUACGCUGUUCUGGUCAAUAUUUGUCCUCUUCUUCCUUAAAUUUGGCUAAUGUUAGGAACUACAUCUCCUUGGGUUGGUCAGAGUUUAGUUGUCUUUAAUGUUGUCUUCCUCGUAGUUGGCUUGUCGUUGAUAGUCACUGCUCGUCUUGGUUUCAAGAUCUAGUUUUUGCUGAUUUGACUUUUACGUUCUCUUCAUAGAUCGAGGAUGGCUCCACAGUUUAUUGAUUUUUUGUAGUCUCAUUUUCUCUCUUUGUUCUCUCAUCUCGUUGCACUUUUCAUCGCUGGUUGCGUCUCCGGUGGCUCUCCAUUUCGCCAUGUUUGCCACUCCAGGUUUGGAUAGUGUUUUCCUUCGUGUACGUUAUGUGGGCUUGGAAGAUUAUUUCUUGUCUCAAACUUGAGAUUUGGUUUCUUUGUGGUUAGCUUCCAUUCUCCCUCAUUUAUGUUGUUUUUCUUCUCUUCCUGCUUCCCUUGGUAUAGGUGUGUGGAGUUAGUCUCUUGGAGCUUUGGUCUCUUCUAUUCAGAACUUUGUGAUUCUUCGUUGGCAAUGAACGCCUUGUAUGUGGUUGUUUGUUUGUGAGGUGCUUCUUAACUCUUAGCUGGUGGUUGUGCUUUAGGCAUCUGUUUUCGUGCUUCGUGGUGACUUUUAUCUUCCAUUGAUUAUUCUCCUUCUGACCCGUUUUUUUGAUUUUUUGGGUUGGUGCUUGAUCGCGUUCAUUUGUGUUCCACACUUUUACUGAGUUAGUGUUACUAUAGUAUUUUGCUUUUUCUUUGUGAUUUUGGAAAUUUAGGUUUAGAUUAUGUAUCGUACUCUAGUUUUUUUAGUUUAGUUAUUUUAUAGUUUUUAAUAGUCAAAUAAAUUUAUAAUUUGUAAAUAAUAUAAUAGAAAAUAUCAAAAAAAAUAAAAGUUUAUGUUAUUUUUUAUUUAUGAAUAAAUAAAAUUUUUAAAAUAUAUUUUUAUUAUAUAUUUUUAUUCAUCUUCAACUUUACUGACCAAUAAAAUAGAUUAUAAAAUUUUAUAUAAUAAUGGUUAGUGUGAGAAAGAUUUUAUGGCACAAUUAGAAAGUAUUAAGCAAAAUUGUUAAAGUGUAAAAGAAGAAGGACCUAAAAUAUAAAAACAAAAAAUAUAUGGGGACACAUGUCAUCAAACCCCUCUACCACUUGUCAUAAGAAGAGAAAAAGUUAACUUUAUAUAUAUAGAUAGAUAUGGCUCGACUCUAACCGGUUAAUAGUAUUAUUCCAAACCAUCAUAAUAAUCUCUUAUAAUUAAUUUGGUUCACCUCAUUUUAUACGCAAGUCUGAGAACACUAAUUGUUAGUGCCAAUUAUUAGUUUCAAUUUAUGCAUCCAAUGAUUUUUCUUUAGGACAGUUUUAGAAUAAUAGUUUAUAUAUUCGACAUGUAUCAUGGAUGAUAAACCGGACUGAAAGUUUUGUUUCUGUUAAGAUGAAAAAUAAAAAAUAAGAAUUUUUAGCAAUAAAUUUUUCAUUUCACUUUCUUUUUCUCAUCCAGGAUGCAAAUGACCUACAGUUUAAAGCAAAGCAAGCAUCAAUACUGCAUCAAUACUGAUGGAGAUGUGAAGGAUGCAAAUGACCUACAUAUUUCCUUUUUGUUAACAUUCAUAUUUUAUCAUUCAACGCUUUUUUGUUUAACCAUUAAUAUUCCACAACUUAUAAAACAUCACUUUAACCGUACUACAUAAUAUUAUUCACUUAUUCCUUUGUCACUGUUCUAAAUGACCUACAUAUUUCUUUUUUGUUAACAUUCAUAUUUUAUCAUUCAAUGCUUUUUUGUUUAACCAUUAAUAUUCCACAACUUAUAAAACAUCACUUUAACCGUACUACAUAAUAUUAUUCACUUAUUCCUUUGUUACCGUUCAAUCUAAAUAUUACUCUUACUAUCUAAAUCUAGAACUGGAUUCAACUCAAUUAUUUGAGUAUUACACAUUUUUCACUAUUCACUAUUUUAACGUAUAAGCUAAAAAAUUAAUCAAAUACUUACUAUUUUUUUUAAUAUAUUCUAUUAAUUUUGUUAUGUUUGAGUCAUCCACCUAAUAAACUGUAUAUUUAAAUAGUAAUAUUUUAAAAAGUAAUUUUAUUUACAUUUAUAUAAAUAAAUUUAUAAUUCUAAAAUAACAAUAACUUUUAAGAAUAUCAUAAUUAUUUACACGCAUAGGACACAUACCCUUUUAUUUGCUUAUUGGAAAAUGAACGAGUCUAAAGCUUUUUCACAUAUUAUAUGAGAAAAACUUGGAUUUUUCUAAAUUAGAUUCGUUUAAAUCGGAACAUAUUAAGAUGAGUUUCUUAGAUUAGAUUUUUGUUAUGUAUAUAUGUAACAAUACUUUGUAUGUUGUAACAAAUAGAAUAAUUCAUCUCUUUCCUAAAUUUUUAACUCACUAUCAAUCCAUUUCUAUAAUCCAAGAUGAGGAAAUCCGUUCAACUCUUGUCUACGUUCUUAAUCGUCUUCAUUAUUCUCUCACUAGGAAUGAUGGCAGAUGCGAAAAAACAGUGUCCAUAUAAAAUUCCAAUUAAUAAAAAGUUUUCGUAUUGUGCUGCAACACACUGUUUGGCUGAUUGUAAGAAGCAACAUGGAGCUGAUGCUAGUGGUAGUUGUUCCGCAGAAAAGGGAUUUUGUAACUGCGUUGCUAAUUGUAAGGGUUCUCGCUAAGUGUUGUGAAUAUAAUAAUAUCCAACCAAAGUUUUAUACUAUAUUUUUACUAAUAAAUAUCUAAAUGUUAAAAUGUUUGUCUCAGAUUUGUGGAUCUAUUUAUAAUAAAUAAUAAUAAGAGAAUUAAAUAAAUACAAAUGUGAUUAACAAGAUUGUACUUUAAAUAAAAUAAAUGAUCACAAUAUUAUUAGAUGUAUCCAAAAAUGUGUAUAUGAUCAAAAACGUUUAAGACGAGUUUUAAAAGACAGUGAUGAAAUCACAACCAAUAUUUAAAUGUGAUAUCAUCACCUAACAUGUAAAUUUUGUGUACAUUUUAAAACAAAUAAAAUAAAAAUAGCAAGUCUUGAUGAUCGACACUAAAUAGACGACACUAAUUUGAAGACCUCUAUAAAUGUCUACAUGAGCUAAAAAUUUGAAUAUAUAACUACACUAGGGGGUGUCCGCGCUUCGCGCGGAAUAUUAUUUUAUUGUUGUUAAGUAUGAUGUUUUUGAAUGAUGUAAUUAUAUGGUCAUUAUGUAUUUGUGAAGAGCAUGAUUUAGCAUUUUAUUGUGUGAUGUAGUAUUAGGUUAUAGGUUAAUAUAUUAUGUGUUUGUCUUUUCAAUAAUGUGUUGUUGUGUGUAUAGUAGUAUGUUAGUGGUGAAAUGGGCUUAUGAUGUAAAGCAUCUUGAAUUUCAAUAAAUUUUCAUUUAAGCAUUUAUUGAUUCUAACAUUAACGGUUUAAGCGUCAACAUUGUAUUUAAUAUUUUCACAUUUUUGAACACUAUUCUUUUUGUUAACAAUGUCGAACAUUAUUCUCCUCAGAUGUUUUUUCCUUCUCCGCAUAUUUUGACUUGAGCCAUCACCAUCUAUGUAUUUCGUUUACAUUUCCAGUGUGCGGUGUUUCUUACCAUCACCAGAAAAAGACUUACCUUCGUUUCUCUUGUUUUUCCUCGUCUUUUUCUCUUCUGAGAUUAUCUAAUAUUUGUUGUAGAUCAGGUUUAUGAGUUUCCAGUUGUGCGGUUGUUUCUCAUGAUGUUGUACGCUCUUCUUGUCAAUAUUUGUCCCCUUCUUCCUUAAAUUUGGCUAAUAUUAGGAAUUACAUCUCCUUGGUUGGUCAGAUUUUAGUUGUCUUUAAUGUUGUCUUCCUCGUAGUUGGCUUGUCGUUGAUAGUCACUGCUCGUCUUGGUUUUCAAGAUCUAGUUUUUGCUGAUUUGACUUUUACGUUCUCUUCAUAGAUCGAGGAUGGCUCCACAGUUUAUUUAUUUUUUUUGUAGUCUCUUUUUCUCUCUUUGUUCUCUCAUCUCGUUGCACUUUUCAUCGCUGGCUGCGUCUCCGGUGGCUCUCCAUUUCGCCAUGUUUGCCACUCCAGGUUUGGAUAGUGUUUUUCUUCGUGUAUGUUAUGUGGGCUUGGAAGAUUAUUUCUUGUUUCAAACUUGAGAUUUGGUUUCUUUGUGGUUAGCUUCCAUUCUCCCUCAUUUAUGUUGUUUUUCUUCUUUUCCUGGUUCCUUGGUAUAGGUGUGUGGAGUUAGUCUCUUGGAGCUUUGGUCUCUUCUAUUCAGAACUUUGUGAUUCUUCGUUGGCAAUGAACGCCUUGUAUGUUGUUGUUUGUUUGUGAGGUGCUUCUUAACUCUUAGCUGGUGGUUGUGCUUUAGGCAUCUGUUUUCGUGCUUCGUGGUGACUUUUAUCUUCCAUUGAUUAUUCUCCUUCUGACCCGUUUUUUUGAUUUUUUGGGUUGGUGUUUGAUCGCGUUCAUUUGUGUUCCACACUUUUACUGAGUUAGUGUUACUAUAGUAUUUUGCUUUUUCUUUGUGAUUUUGGAAAUUUAGGUUUAGAUUAUGUAUCGUACUCUAGUUUUUUUAGUUUAGUUAUUUUAUAGUUUUUAAUAGUCAAAUAAAUUUAUAAUUUGUAAAUAAUAUAAUAGAAAAUAUCAAAAAAAAUAAAAGUUUAUAUUAUUUUUUAUUUAUGAAUAAAUAAAAUAUUUAAAAUAUAUUUUUAUUAUAUAUUUUUAUUCAUCUUCAACUUUACUGACCAAUAAAAUAGAUUAUAAAAUUUUAUAUAAUAAUGGUUAGUGUGAAAAAGAUUUUAUGGCACAAUUAGAAAGUAUUAAGCAAAAUUGUUAAAGUGUAAAAGAAGAAGGACCUAAAAUAUAAAAACAAAAAAUAUAUGGGGACACAUGUCAUCAAACCCCUCUACCACUUGUCAUAAGAAGAGAAAAAGUUAACUUUAUAUAUAUAGAUAGAUAUGGCUCGACUCUAACCGGUUAAUAGUAUUAUUCCAAACCAUCAUAAUAAUCUCUUAUAAUUAAUUUGGUUCACCUCAUUUUAUACGCAAGUCUGAGAACACUAAUUGUUAGUGCCAAUUAUUAGUUUCAAUUUAUGCAUCCAAUGAUUUUUCUUUAGGACAGUUUUAGAAUAAUAGUUUAUAUAUUCGACAUGUAUCAUGGAUGAUAAACCGGACUGAAAGUUUUGUUUCUGUUAAGAUGAAAAAUAAAAAAUAAGAAUUUUUUAGCAAUAAAUUUUUCAUUUCACUUUCUUUUUCUCAUCCAGGAUGCAAAUGACCUACAGUUUAAAGCAAAGCAAGCAUCAAUACUGCAUCAAUACUGAUGGAGAUGUGAAGGAUGCAAAUGACCUACAUAUUUCCUUUUUGUUAACAUUCAUAUUUUAUCAUUCAACGUUUUUUUGUUUAACCAUUAAUAUUCCACAACUUAUAAAACAUCACUUUAACCGUACUACAUAAUAUUAUUCACUUAUUCCUUUGUCACUGUUCUAAAUGACCUACAUAUUUCUUUUUUGUUAACAUUCAUAUUUUAUCAUUCAGUGCUUUUUUGUUUAACCAUUAAUAUUCCACAACUUAUAAAACAUCACUUUAACCGUACUACAUAAUAUUAUUCACUUAUUCAUUUGUUACCGUUCAAUCUAAAUAUUACUCUUACUAUCUAAAUCUAGAACUGGAUUCAACUCAAUUAUUUGAGUAUUACACAUUUUUCACUAUUCACUAUUUUAACGUAUAAGCUAAAAAAUUAAUCAAAUACUUACUAUUUUUUUUAAUAUAUUCUAUUAAUUUUGUUGUGUUUGAGUCAUCCACCUAAUAAACUGUAUAUUUAAAUAGUAAUAUUUUAAAAAGUAAUUUUAUUUACAUUUAUAUAAAUAAAUUUAUAAUUCUAAAAUAACAAUAACUUUUAAGAAUAUCAGAAUUAUUUACACGCAUAGGACACAUACCCUUUUAUUUGCUUAUUGGAAAAUGAACGAGUCUAAAGCUUUUUCACAUAUUAUAUGAGAAAAACUUGGAUUUUUCUAAAUUAAAUUCGUUUAAAUCGGAACAUAUUAAGAUGAGUUUCUUAGAUUAGAUUUUUGUUAUGUAUAUAUGUAACAAUACUUUGUAUGUUGUAACAAAUAGAAUAAUUCAUCUCUUUCCUAAAUUUUUAACUCACUAUCAAUCCAUUUCUAUAAUCCAAGAUGAGGAAAUCCGUUCAACUCUUGUCUACGUUCUUAAUCGUCUUCAUUAUUCUCUCACUAGAUGCGAAAAAACAGUGUCCAUAUAAAAUUCCAAUUAAUAAAAAGUUUUCGUAUUGUGCUGCAACACACUGUUUGGCUGAUUGUAAGAAGCAACAUGGAGCUGAUGCUAGUGGUAGUUGUUCCGCAGAAAAGGGAUUUUGUAACUGCGUUGCUAAUUGUAAGGGUUCUCGCUAAGUGUUGUGAAUAUAAUAAUAUCCAACCAAAGUUUUAUACUAUAUUUUUACUAAUAAAUAUCUAAAUGUUAAAAUGUUUGUCUCAGAUUUGUGGAUCUAUUUAUAAUAAAUAAUAAUAAGAGAAUUAAAUAAAUACAAAUGUGAUUAACAAGAUUGUACUUUAAAUAAAAUAAAUGAUCACAAUAUUAUUAGAUGUAUCCAAAAAUGUGUAUAUGAUCAAAAACGUUUAAGACGAGUUUUAAAAGACAGUGAUGAAAUCACAACCAAUAUUUAAAUGUGAUAUCAUCACCUAACAUGUAAAUUUUGUGUACAUUUUAAAACAAAUAAAAUAAAAAUAGCAAGUCUUGAUGAUCGACACUAAAUAGACGACACUAAUUUGAAGACCUCUCUAAAUGUCUACAUGAGCUAAAAAUUUGAAUAUAUAACUACACUAGGGGGUGUCCGCGCUUCGCUCGGAAUAUUAUUUUAUUGUUGUUAAGUAUGAUGUUUUUGAAUGAUGUAAUUAUAUGGUCAUUAUGUAUUUGUGAAGAGCAUGAUUUAGUAUUUUAUUGUGUGAUGUAGUAUUAGGUUAUAGGUUAAUAUAUUAUGUGUUUGUCUUUUCAAUAAUGUGUUGUUGUGUGUAUAGUAGUAUGUUAGUGGUGAAAUGGGCUUAUGAUGUAAAGCAUCUUGAAUUUCAACAAAUUUUCAUUUAAGCAUUUAUUGAUUCUAACAUUAACGGUUUAAGCGUCAACAUUGUAUUUAAUAUUUUCACAUUUUUGAACACUAUUCUUUUUGUUAACAACGUCGAACAUUAUUCUCCUCAGAUGUUUUUUCCUUCUCCGCAUAUUUUGACUUGAGCCAUCACCAUCUAUGUAUUUCGUUUACAUUUCCAGUGUGCGGUGUUUCUUACCAUCACCAGAAAAAGACUUACCUUCGUUUCUCUUGUUUUUCCUCGUCUUUUUCUCUUCUGAGAUUAUCUAAUAUUUGUUGUAGAUCAGGUUUAUGAGUUCCCAGUUGUGCGGUUGUUUCUCAUGAUGUUGUACGCUCUUCUUGUCAAUAUUUGUCCCCUUCUUCCUUAAAUUUGGCUAAUAUUAGGAACUACAUCUCCUUGGUUGGUCAGAUUUUAGUUGUCUUUAAUGUUGUCUUCCUCGUAGUUGGCUUGUCGUUGAUAGUCACUGCUCGUCUUGGUUUUCAAGAUCUAGUUUUUGCUGAUUUGACUUUUACGUUCUCUUCAUAGAUCGAGGAUGGCUCCACAGUUUAUUUAUUUUUUUGUAGUCUCUUUUUCUCUCUUUGUUCUCUCAUCUCGUUGCACUUUUCAUCGCUGGCUGCGUCUCCGGUGGCUCUCCAUUUCGCCAUGUUUGCCACUCCAGGUUUGGAUAGUGUUUUUCUUCGUGUAUGUUAUGUGGGCUUGGAAGAUUAUUUCUUGUUUCAAACUUGAGAUUUGGUUUCUUUGUGGUUAGCUUCCAUUCUCCCUCAUUUAUGUUGUUUUUCUUCUUUUCCUGGUUUCUUGGUAUAUGUGUGUGGAGUUAGUCUCUUGGAGCUUUGGUCUCUUCUAUUCAGAACUUUGUGAUUCUUCGUUGGCAAUGAACGCCUUGUAUGUGGUUGUUUGUUUGUGAGGUGCUUCUUAACUCUUAGCUGGUGGUUGUGCUUUAGGCAUCUGUUUUCGUGCUUCGUGGUGACUUUUAUCUUCCAUUGAUUAUUCUCCUUCUGACCCGUUUUUUUGAUUUUUUUGGGUUGGUGUUUGAUCGCGUUCAUUUGUGUUCCACACUUUUACUGAGUUAGUGUUACUAUAGUAUUUUGCUUUUUCUUUGUGAUUUUAGAAAUUUAGGUUUAGAUUAUGUAUCGUACUCUAGUUUUUUUAGUUUAGUUAUUUUACAGUUUUUAAUAGUCAAAUAAAUUUAUAAUUUGUAAAUAAUAUAAUAGAAAAUAUCAAAAAAAAUAAAAGUUUAUGUUAUUUUUUAUUUAUGAAUAAAUAAAAUAUUUAAAAUAUAUUUUUAUUAUAUAUUUUUAUUCAUCUUCAACUUUACUGACCAAUAAAAUAGAUUAUAAAAUUUUAUAUAAUAAUGGUUAGUGUGAGAAAGAUUUUAUGGCACAAUUAGAAAGUAUUAAGCAAAAUUGUUAAAGUGUAAAAGAAGAAGGACCUAAAAUAUAAAAACAAAAAAUAUAUGGGGACACAUGUCAUCAAACCCCUCUACCACUUGUCAUAAGAAGAGAAAAAGUUAACUUUAUAUAUAUAGAUAGAUAGAUAUGGCUCGACUCUAACCGGUUAAUAGUAUUAUUCCAAACCAUCAUAAUAAUCUCUUAUAAUUAAUUUGGUUCACCUCAUUUUAUACGCAAGUCUAAGAACACUAAUUGUUAGUGCCAAUUAUUAGUUUCAAUUUAUGCAUCCAAUGAUUUUUCUUUAGGACAGUUUUAAAAUAAUAGUUUAUAUAUUCGACAUGUAUCAUGGAUGAUAAACCGGACUGAAAGUUUUGUUUCUGUUAAGAUGAAAAAUAAAAAAUAAGAAUUUUUAGCAAUAAAUUUUUCAUUUCACUUUCUUUUUCUCAUCCAGGAUGCAAAUGACCUACAGUUUAAAGCAAAGCAAGCAUCAAUACUGCAUCAAUACUGAUGGAGAUGUGAAGGAUGCAAAUGACCUACAUAUUUCCUUUUUGUUAACAUUCAUAUUUUAUCAUUCAACGUUUUUUUGUUUAACCAUUAAUAUUCCACAACUUAUAAAACAUCACUUUAACCGUACUACAUAAUAUUAUUCACUUAUUCCUUUGUCACUGUUCUAAAUGACCUACAUAUUUCUUUUUUGUUAACAUUCAUAUUUUAUCAUUCAAUGCUUUUUUGUUUAACCAUUAAUAUUCCACAACUUAUAAAACAUCACUUUAACCGUACUACAUAAUAUUAUUCACUUAUUCAUUUGUUACCGUUCAAUCUAAAUAUUACUCUUACUAUCUAAAUCUAGAACUGGAUUCAACUCAAUUAUUUGAGUAUUACACAUUUUUCACUAUUCACUAUUUUAAUGUAUAAGCUAAAAAAUUAAUCAAAUACUUACUAUUUUUUUUAAUAUAUUCUAUUAAUUUUGUUAUGUUUGAGUCAUCCACCUAAUAAACUGUAUAUUUAAAUAGUAAUAUUUUAAAAAGUAAUUUUAUUUACAUUUAUAUAAAUAAAUUUAUAAUUCUAAAAUAACAAUAACUUUUAAGAAUAUCAGAAUUAUUUACACGCAUAGGACACAUACUCUUUUAUUUGCUUAUUGGAAAAUGAACGAGUCUAAAGCUUUUUCACAUAUUAUAUGAGAAAAACUUGGAUUUUUCUAAAUUAGAUUCGUUUAAAUCGAAACAUCUUAAGAUGAGUUUCUUAGAUUAGAUUUUUGUUAUGUAUAUAUGUAACAAUACUUUGUAUGUUGUAACAAAUAGAAUAAUUCAUCUCUUUCCUAAAUUUUUAACUCACUAUCAAUCCAUUUCUAUAAUCCAAGAUGAGGAAAUCCGUUCAACUCUUGUCUACGUUCUUAAUCGUCUUCAUUAUUCUCUCACUAGGAAUGAUGGCAGAUGCGAAAAAACAGUGUCCAUAUAAAAUUCCAAUUAAUAAAAAGUUUUCGUAUUGUGCUGCAACACACUGUUUGGCUGAUUGUAAGAAGCAACACGGAGCUGAUGCUAGUGGUAGUUGUUCCGCAGAAAAGGGAUUUUGUAACUGCGUUGCUAAUUGUAAGGGUUCUCGCUAAGUGUUGUGAAUAUAAUAAUAUCCAACCAAAGUUUUAUACUAUAUUUUUACUAAUAAAUAUCUAAAUGUUAAAAUGUUUGUCUCAG
This is a messenger RNA of Brassica napus (rape), 12982 nucleotides long. RefSeq names its product 5'-adenylylsulfate reductase-like 7. Bases 582 to 1439 code for a protein of 285 amino acids. The record is from RefSeq and is a predicted model, not a curated record. NCBI's taxonomy places the organism in Eukaryota, Viridiplantae, Streptophyta, Magnoliopsida, Brassicales, Brassicaceae. The transcript has 7 exons.